Molecule: messenger RNA, 615 nt
Organism: Diorhabda carinulata
Lineage: Eukaryota; Metazoa; Arthropoda; Insecta; Coleoptera; Chrysomelidae
Product: mitotic spindle assembly checkpoint protein MAD2B-like
Exons: 4
Coding region: 1-615 (204 amino acids)
Cellular component (GO): zeta DNA polymerase complex
Source: RefSeq, a predicted model, not a curated record
AUGUCUAUAAAAACUGUGCAAAUUUUAGCACCUUCUGAUAUUUUGUGUGAAUUUGUGGAAGUUGUUAUUCACAACAUUCUGUAUGCUAAGAAACUUUAUCCAGAAGCAAUAUUCUCGAGACGACGAAAAUAUGGAGUAGCCGUCUACCAGUGCAUUCAACCAGAUGUAAACGAAUACAUUAAGGAGAUUUUGAAAGCAAUUAGUUUCCAUUCUAAAAAAAAUCAGCUCAAUAAAAUAUAUCUCUGUAUACAUAACGGAGAUUUUAUCUGUGAGAAAUAUAUUUUUGAAAUAUUAGAUCUUAAAACUAAUACUGAAAGUGAUCCUUUUUUAAUUGAUCUUGAGCAAUUUAUGAGAAACUUUAUUUUAAAAUUGCAUACUACUUUAGAUUAUUUAGAAGGUUUGGAUAAAAAUUCGACUUUUAGUAUAAGACUUCAGGUAACAGCUUAUUCAAACUUGGAAUUUAAUCAGAAUCCGAGUUAUGAAAAUUUUCCUUGGGUAGAAUUAUAUGAAAAAGAUUGUUCAGAUCAUUCUGUUGAUAUAGUGCCUCUCAAUUCUUUACAAUCUGAUGUAUUAAAACUACAAUUAUACGUUGAAAAAAGCGUAAAAGAUAUUUAA